Molecule: messenger RNA, 1429 nt
Organism: Aphanomyces invadans
Lineage: Eukaryota; Oomycota; Saprolegniomycetes; Saprolegniales; Verrucalvaceae
Exons: 4
Coding region: 606-1361 (251 amino acids)
Biological process (GO): regulation of transcription regulatory region DNA binding; DNA damage checkpoint signaling; DNA repair
Cellular component (GO): nucleus
Molecular function (GO): histone H3K79 methyltransferase activity
Source: RefSeq, a predicted model, not a curated record
GAAAAAUCAAACGAGGAAUUCAACGUUGGCGGUGGCGGCGGACGAAGCACCGGACCGAUCGAUGACUGGUGCCACGAUGACACGCCGUAUACCUUCGCGUGCUGUCGAGCCGGACGGUGCUACCUCAUCAAAGUCAUUCGCGGUUGGCACGAAGCCGUCGGUUUUCUAUACCAAACCAUCAAUGGUUUCGCAUGAUGCGACACCUCCUGUCGAUGUGAUAGAGUCCUCACCUCCGACAGUCGUCGAAGUUGACGACGACGAAGCGGAGAAAAGAAAGCGCAUGCCCACUGGCAAUACACCCGUGAGAGUGAAGAAACGCACGGAGCCGAGGCGGUCAGGCCGACUCAUUACGCCGUUACAGAUUGACCUCACGAGCUCUGCUUCGUCAGCUUCACCAGCCACUUCAGUCGUCAACCUCGUCACCAGCACCUCAGUCGACAUCGACAAAUCCAUCAGUCCUAAAUACAGAAAGAACACUCGCGCGGGGCGGCACAAGGCAGGCUCAUCCACUUUGAUCCGCAUUUACAGCGACGACCGUGAGCCAAGUUUGAUUCAUUCGAUGGCAAUUUGGUUUUGAUGAGGUUGCUGUUGCAGAUGCUGUCGCCAUGGCAACCAAGUCUCAAGUUCCAGCGGCGCCUCUUCGCCACGAUGAAGCAAUCGAGAUGUUAAACAAGGCAUUUGCCGAGGUUGAAAAGGACGAUCGCGCCAUGUACCGUGUCACGGACGACUUUAUCCGAGAUGAGACCGCGACGAUUGAAAAGUCUGCUCUCGUGGAAACCACCGACGCGGCGGACUUGCGGCGCAUGUGCACAUAUGGCGAGAUCGAUGCGAAGGACUUUUCCAAACUCAUCAUGCCGUACCUCGACUUAAAUGCGGACGACGUGUUCUACGACCUCGGAUGCGGGACGGGCAAGAUCGUGCUUCACGUGGCGCUGCAGACACCGUGUCGAGUUUCGAAGGGCAUCGAGCUGAUGCUAAAUCGCGUUUCUGAAGGCCACCGCGCGCUCGACCGUGCAACCGUCAUGUGCCCUUCCAUCGUACCACACAAGACGGUUCGUAUCGUCCAUGGAGAUUUGUGUUUUCCGCCGGAGGAAGUCAACUUGAUGGACGCGACGGUCGUGUUCAUCAACAACGUCGUGUUUCCGCCAGCACUCAUGACGAAAGUGCUCGAAAUCCUUGGCGACAUGCAGCACCUCCGCCGCGUCGUUAGCAUGCGAAAGCUCUGCGAGCGACACAGGCCCGAGCGAUGCGGACGUCACGAAAGCGCUUGCGUUGGGUUUGCCCACCCGCCAGUCGAAGACAAAGUUGGCGUGUCGUGGGCCAAGGACGCUCCGUUUUACGUGUACGACAGGGUCGUGUAAGAAUAAUAGAAUAGAGUGAGCGAUCUCGGAGGGCGGCGCAAAGAAUAACGGGCGUCGUCGAUUCUCUC